Molecule: messenger RNA, 5010 nt
Organism: Gaeumannomyces tritici R3-111a-1
Lineage: Eukaryota; Fungi; Ascomycota; Sordariomycetes; Magnaporthales; Magnaporthaceae
Exons: 2
Coding region: 628-4650 (1340 amino acids)
Biological process (GO): transmembrane transport
Cellular component (GO): membrane
Molecular function (GO): ATP binding; ABC-type transporter activity; ATP hydrolysis activity
Source: RefSeq, a predicted model, not a curated record
CUCUCGCAACUCGGGGAGUAACAAGUGGCCGAGACCACCAUCAGCUGGAACAUGUACUCGCAACCAGCUGCCUUGCUGGGGCAAGGGAUGCCGCCGCCGCCCGAGCCUAGCGGCUCGGGGGACUCCAUCGCUCCAUGCAAAGCCCCAAUUACCAUACAAUGGCACACCCAUCAUAGGACCUGGAAGCCCAGGCUAAUCCGUAAUCUUUCUCGGCCGACGUAUUCGGUCUUUUGGGACGGGGUUGCUGACACCUCCAGAUUUGUCUCAGUUUUAUAUGAACCGGGUCUGCCGCCACCCGGAUCCAUCGAUCAACAAGAUCCUGGGCAGGGUUGUAGGUUGUUGUUUAUUCCUUUUUAACAUCAGGAUCCCCCCGACUGAAAGGUUACCCUCGACAUUUCCCGAUUAACUCACUCGGCGAUCUGAACCUUCCAACCUACCAGGUCCAUGGGUGACAGGCCAUCGUCUAGUCCCAAGUUUUAAACUGAUUUCAGCCGACAUCCGACCCCACGAAGUUGCCAAGUGACUUGGCAAUCAACCGUCCCGUAUAACAGCAACCCUCACAGAGUUAUUCCAACUGGGAUUGGGCGUUGGAUUGAUACAGCACACAAACGCCGGUGCUUGCCCCUAAUGGCGGCCGAGGAGGUUUCGGAGAAGCGCGCCGGCGCAGCCGGCGCGUCGUCACCGCCCCCUUCCAGCGGCAACAGCCGUGGUGGCAACUCCACUGAGGACGCCCGGGCCGAGAAGGUCGACAUGUCCAAGGUCGACUCCAAGGUGCUGCAGAAAGCCGCCGGCGCCGACGAGAAGGAUGAGGACCCCUACGCUCACCUGCCCGAAGGCGAGGCUGCAGUGCUCAAGCAGCAGGUCGACACCCCGUCCGUUAAGGUCGCCUACAAGACACUGUACCGCUACGCCUCCACAAGCGACCUGACCAUCAUCGCUGUCUCGUUUGUCUGCGCCAUCGUGUCGGGCGCCGCACUGCCACUCAUGACGGUCAUCUUCGGUAACCUGGCCGGCGUCUUCCAGGACUACUUCCUUCGGCGCAUCACAUACGACGACUUCAUGGGCACAAUGACGCAGCUCGUCUUGUACUUUGUGUAUCUGGCCAUCGCCGAGUUUGUCACCACCUACAUCUUCACCGUCGGCUUCAUCUACACUGGCGAGAACAUCAGCGCCAAGAUUAGGGCCCACUACCUCGAGAGCUGCAUGCGCCAGAACAUUGGCUUCUUCGACAAGCUCGGUGCCGGCGAGGUCACCACCCGUAUCACCGCCGACACCAACAUGGUUCAGGAAGGCAUCUCGGAGAAGGUCGGCCUGACCGUCGCCGCCAUCGCAACCUUUGUCACCGCUUUUAUCAUUGCCUUUGUCGUCUACUGGCGCCUCACUCUGAUCCUGCUGUCUACCGUCUUCGCUCUGCUUCUGAUCAUGGGCAGCAUCUCGGGUUUCCUGCAGAAGUACAGCAAGCUGGCGAUCGAGUCCUACGCCCUGGGUGGAAGCGUGGCCGAGGAGGUCAUCAGCUCCGUCCGCAACGCUGUGGCCUUCGGCACCCAGGACCGCCUCGCCCGCCAGUACGACAGCCACCUUACCAAGGCUGAGGCCUAUGGCUGGCGCCAGAAGGGACUUCUCGGCGUCAUGGUUGGCGGUAUGAUGCUGGUGCUAUAUCUCAACUACGGCCUUGCCUUCUGGAUGGGUAGCAAGUACCUGGUUGAUGGAAUCAUCCCGCUGUCCAGUGUGCUCACAAUCAUGAUGUCCGUCAUGAUCGGUGCUUUCAACAUUGGCAACAUUGCCCCCAACGUCCAGGCUUUUACCAGCGCCGUCGGCGCCGCGGCCAAGAUCUACAACACCAUUGAUCGCCACUCGUGUCUCGAUGCUUCUUCGGAUGAGGGAAUCAAGCUGGACAAGGUCGAGGGCACGCUCGUGCUCGAGAACAUCAAGCACAUCUACCCUUCGCGCCCCAACGUCACCGUCAUGAAGGACGUCUCGCUUACCAUCCCCGCCGGCAAGACCACCGCUCUAGUGGGCGCGUCGGGCUCGGGCAAGUCGACCAUCAUCGGCCUGGUUGAGCGAUUCUACAAUCCGGUGCAGGGUAAGAUCUACCUGGACGGACACGACAUUAGCACCCUGAACCUCCGUUGGCUGCGCCAAAACAUCAGCCUUGUGCAACAGGAGCCUGUCCUCUUCAACGUCACCAUCUACGAUAACAUCAAGCAUGGCCUGAUUGGAACCAAAUUCGAGCACGAAUCCGAGGAGAAGAAGAAGGAGCUUGUUUUGGAAGCCGCGAAGAAGGCGAACGCUCACGAUUUCGUCAUGGCGCUUCCUGAAGGAUAUGAGACCAACGUCGGCGAGCGUGGAUUCCUGCUAUCUGGAGGCCAGAAGCAACGUAUUGCUAUUGCCAGAGCCGUCGUUUCGGACCCCCGGAUUCUUCUUCUCGACGAGGCGACCUCUGCCCUGGAUACUCGCUCCGAGGGUGUCGUUCAAGCUGCUCUGGAGACUGCCUCGGAGGGAAGGACCACCAUCAGCAUUGCCCACCGCCUGAGCACCAUCAGGGACGCGCACAACAUUGUAGUCAUGUCUCUUGGCGAGAUCGUCGAACAGGGAACCCACAACGAACUGCUGGAGAAGCAGGGCGCGUACCACAAACUUGUGACUGCUCAGGAGAUCGCCCAGGUUGCCGAGCUGACCGCCGAGGAGGAGGAGGCCAUUGAUGCUGCGGGCGAGGCGGCUCUGAUCCGCAAGGCCACGUCCAACAGGGAAGGUCCGAGCGACGCUCCCAUUGACCCCGACGACGACAUCGGCGCCAAGAUGCAGCGGUCCGCCACGGGCAAGUCGGCUUCCAGCCUCGCGCUCCAGGGCCGCAAGACGGAGGAGAAGAGGAAAUAUCCGCUCUGGCAGCUGAUCAAGCUCAUCGCGUCCUUCAACGCGUCCGAGUGGAAGCUCAUGGUCCUCGGUCUUUUCUUCAGCAUCAUCUGCGGUGGUGGCAACCCGGUGCAAGCUGUCUUCUUCGCGAAGCUCAUCACGGCGCUCUCGGUUCCGCUCACGCCUCAGAACAUCCCAACACUGGAGAGCGACGUCUCGUUCUGGUGUCUGAUGUACCUCAUGCUCGCCAUCGUGCAGUUCAUCGCGUAUGCCGCCCAGGGCCUGCUCUUCGCCAAGUGCUCGGAGCGCCUGGUCCACCGGGUGCGCGACCGGGCCUUCAGGUCGAUGCUGCGCAUGGACAUUGGCGAGUACGACAAGGAGGAGAACACGGCCGGCGCGCUGACUUCGUUCCUCUCCACCGAGACCACGCACGUGGCCGGCCUCAGCGGCUCCACGCUCGGCACCAUUCUCCUGGUCACGACGACGCUCGUCGCCGCCUUCACCAUCGCCCUCGCCGUCGGCUGGAAGCUCGCGCUCGUCUGCAUCUCGACGGUCCCCGUGCUGCUAGCCUGCGGCUUCCUCCGCUUCUGGAUGCUGGCGCACUACCAGCGCCGUGCCAAGCGCGCGUACCAGGUCUCGGCGUCGUACGCCUCCGAGGCCAUCACGGCGAUCCGCACCGUGGCGUCGCUGACGCGCGAGGACGACGUGCUCCGCCAGUACAAGGAGUCGCUGGACCGGCAGCAGCAGGCGUCGCUCCGCUCGGUGCUCAAGUCGUCGACCCUGUACGCGGCGUCCCAGUCGCUGACCUUCCUCGUGCUCGCGCUGGGCUUUUGGUACGGCGGCAGCCUCAUCGCCAAGGGCGAGCUCAGCAUGUUCCAGUUCUUCCUCGUCUUCAGCUCCGUCAUCUUCGGCGCGCAGUCGGCCGGCACCAUCUUCUCGUUCGCGCCCGACAUGGGCAAGGCGGCGACGGCCAGCGCCGAGCUCAAGGCGCUGUUCGACCGCAAGCCCCGGAUCGACACGUGGUCCGAGGACGGCGAGCGCGUCGCGUCCGUCGAGGGCACCAUCGAGUUCCGCGACGUGCACUUCCGCUACCCGACCCGGCCCGAGCAGCCCGUCCUCCGCGGCCUCAACCUUCAGGUCCUUCCCGGGCAGUACGUGGCGCUCGUCGGCGCCUCGGGCUGCGGAAAGUCCACCACCAUUGCCCUGCUCGAGCGCUUCUACGACCCGCUCGUGGGCGGUGUGUUUGUGGACGGUCGUGAAAUCAGCUCGCUCAACGUCAACGACUACAGGUCGCAGAUCGCGCUCGUGCAGCAGGAGCCGACUCUGUAUAGUGGUACCAUCAAAGAGAACAUCCUCCUCGGCGCCCCCGGCGACGUCUCGGACGAGGCGGUCGAGUUCGCGUGCCACGAGGCCAACAUCUACGACUUCAUCAUGUCGCUGCCCGAAGGGUUCAACACGCUGGUGGGCAGCAAGGGCGCGCUCCUGUCGGGCGGGCAGAAGCAGCGCGUGGCCAUCGCGCGGGCGCUCAUCCGGGACCCCAAGAUCCUGCUGCUCGACGAGGCCACGUCGGCGCUCGACAGCGAGUCGGAGAAGGUGGUGCAGGCGGCGCUCGACAAGGCGGCCAAGGGCCGCACCACCAUCGCCGUCGCGCACCGGCUGAGCACCAUCCAGAAGGCCGACGUCAUCUACGUCUUCGACCAGGGCCGCGUCGUCGAGAGCGGCACGCACGGCGAGCUCAUGAAGCGCAACGGGCGGUACGCCGAGCUCGUGAACCUGCAGAGCCUGGAGAAGAAGUAAGGGGGGGUGGUGUCUGUUCUCAUUCUCCCUUGGGGUCUAAUCAUUUUUCUAAUGUCUUUUGCCAUUUCCUUGAUGUCGUUUACACAUCAACGUUUUAUGUGCCUCCUAUCUCUUUCCUUUCCUUGUACAUAUUGUCAUCGCAUCUAGAUCGGCGUUCAUGGCGGCGUGCAGCUGAAGUUGGAUAGAAGCCACGGGGAAAAACCACGUGGCAGAUGUGGGAUGAUAUCGCGGAUACAUAGACUACACACGCGCCUCUUGCGUGUCUUAUUAUAAGUUUUAAAUAUGUGCAGAGAUGCACCUGCAAUAACAUUCUAUCCUCUUAUUAUCUUCAUACUAUACUAUGUCAAUGGAGACCUCACC